GGUAAGGUUUUUGUGUGUGUGUGAGAGGAAAGAGGCUUGUACAUACACGUUUCUCUGCCUUUCAUGUACGUACUCUUACUAUGAGAGAGAGAGAGAGAGAGUGGGUUGUACAUAUACUUUCAAUGCCUUUUAUGUACAUUUUCCAUAUAUUUCUUGGCUUUUAUAUCGUAACUCCUCACUUGUAUCUCAUAUUUGUAUUUCAACUAUCACUCUUACCUGUAUAUUUAAUCUGUAUAUUUAAUCAUCAUUCUUAUCUCACAUAUAUAGAAAUCUUUACUCAUCUCUUUUAUUCAUCACUUCUUUUGCUAUUUGAGGGGAGUUGUGGGUGAAUUUUCUCAGCUUCCUGGGUAAUGGUGGUGGUUUGGUAUGGGAGGGUGAGGAGGAGAAGAGUCAGAAUACCUUCCCUCUUCUCUCACGUCCCCAUUCCUUCUGUCUCAGCUUCUUGGUUAAUGGUGGUUCAGUAAUGUAAGGGAGAGUGAGGAGGAAGAGGUCAAAAUAUCUAUCUUCUCCUCUCCUUUCUGCCUCCCCAUUGCUCCCAUCACUUAUAAUAAAAUUUCUCAGCUUCUUGGUCAAUGGUUCAGUAAUGUAUGGGAGAGUGAGGAGGAAGAGUCAAAAUAUCUGUCUUCUCUCCUUUCUCCCUCCCCAUUGCUCCUAUCACUUAUAAGCAAAUGUCUCAGCUUCCUGGUCAAUGGUUCAAUAAUGUAUGGGGGAGGAGGAAGAGUCAGAAUACCUUUCUUCUCCUCUUCUUUCUGCCUCCCCAUUGCUUCUCUCAUCAGCCGCCUCUGCAGAGUUAUAGAUACAUGUUAUAGAUUAGCCUCUGCAUUAGUGUUAAGGGUAUUUGCUGGGUCACUGGAUUGCGGGUACUGCUGAUAGUUAGGCAGCUUUUGGCUUUCUCAGACUCAACUUAGUACACAGACCCUUAUUCUAAAGCACUUCUGCACUGUAUCUCCACUACUUAAAAAGGCUCUAAUUGAAGUUACAUGGGUUUUUAAAAGUAUUUUUAUGGUUCUAGUGACAGAUUAAUGAGUUUUGUACAUUAUUAACAGGGGAAGCACUCUUGAGAAACUGGCUAAUUGUCUCUGUGGCCUUGGAAAAUAGUGGUGGUGAGAGAGCACAGUGUUUCUGAAUAUAGAACAUAGCUAGGCAAGUUGGCUUCCUUAAAUUCAGCUUGGUAUGUACAUAGACAGGCAGCUUGGCUUUACAAACUCCCCUCCCUCCCUCUACUCCAUUUCCUUGGCUUUUUAUUCUCUCUCUCUCUCUCUCUCUCUCUCUCUCUCUCUCUCUCUCUCUCUCUCUCUCUCUCUCUCUCUCUCUCUCUCUCUCUCUCUCUCUCUCUCUCUCUCUCUCUCUCAUGGUAUCCCUGUGGAGGUGCCCCCCACCCCCGCCGCCCCCGCCAGCCCCCUCAUCGUGCCCCAGCUCACCUCUUGCCCCAAAGUGGCUGGAUUUAUUUUUUUCCCUCAGAAGACCAGACUGAAGCUGGGUCAUCCCCGCACUCCCUCUCUCCUGCUGACUCUUCCUCUCCUUCCCCACCCACUUCCCCUAUUCCUAUCCACCGCCCCACGCGCUCCCCGUCGCCCUACCUGGCGUGGGACGACCUGGAGGGUGACGAGGUGAACGCAGGCACGCCUCUCAUCCCCAUGGCAGAGACCUUCGUGCCCUGCGUCACUGGGGCAAACACCCGCGGCCGCUCCUCCACCCCCUCCACCCCAAUCUUUGCCUCCGGGGUCAGCGCACAGUUUGUCUUCCCCACUAACAUUGGUUGUGGUGGUGGUGGUGUGCCAGCCACAGACGCCCCCGCUACACCACACACCCCAAACACCCCCGUACCUGCCAGCUCUAACACACCCCAGGCCAGGGAAGAGUCCCCAGCCCCUGCAGCGUGUGACCCGUUGCUUGGCUCCUCCGUCUCGGCUGCCCCGUCCCCAUCAGCCAGCAGGAAGGCUGUGGCGGCGGCACCACCCCUGCACCGCCAGAGUGCUACCCCGCUGGGUUCCCUGAUGCGCACCAGCUCCCUGCCUGGCCUGGGCCAGAACAGCCAGGAGCUGAGGGGCAGUGGGUAUGCCUCGCCACGCACCAUGGCCCUCCUGUUCUCCUCCAUGGGGCGGCGCGGCUCCCUCCAGCGCGGCGGGUCCUACCAGAGCCUGGGGGAGUGUGCUGACCUGGAGGAGGACCAGGACGAGGAGCACCUGCUGGAUGACCUUGCACCCGGGACGGAGGAGUGCCGGGCAGAGCGUCAGGCCGAGAGCCAGGCCGAGUGCCAUGACAAGGGGCUGUCCCACGUUCCCUCCUCCCCCGUGCCCAUCGCUAAGAGCCUCUUCCGUCGUAACAAUAGCAGUAGGACCCUUAGUAGUAGUUGCCCCACCCGCGCCUCCCCCCUCACUAACCCCCCGGCACCCCUCCACCCCCUCCCCACCACUAACACCUCGCGGGGGGUGCCGGGGUGGGGCGAGGGGGUCGGCGUCAGUGCCAGCAUGACACCCACUAAUGCCACUCUUGCAGGGCCCACCGCCAACUCCAGCCGGCCAACCCCCCCAGGCCCCCACCUCCCAUUCUCCAGUAACCCCCUCACUCCACUCACCCCCAACACCUCUACCACCUCCUCCUCCACCCCCAACACCACCGCCAACGCCUCGCCCGCCCCCGGCAACCCCUCGCUGGAUCGGUACGCAGCUCUCAAGGAUCUGGACGAGGAGUUCAAGACGCAGAAGGAGAACGAGACCACCAUUCACCACAAUGCCAUCCCUCCAUCUCACUCUCUGCCUUCCUCUCGAUCUUCUGGCUCUCUCCAGGCUCCCUUAAUCAGCUCCUGGUCUGAUGGCAGUGUGAGCUGGGCUGUUUCCAAUGGCGGAGGGCCCCACCACCCCCCCACCUCCACCACCUCCGUCCCCAGCAACACCUCCUCCACCAGUGUCUUUGGGAGCUCCACCAUGAAUGGGGCUGUGUUUGGCUCGCCUCCCACUGGGGUGUUCGGAGGGGGGGUGAAUGGUGGGGGCCCGGUCAUGGGGACGCCACCUACUGGCCCGUCAGCCUGGCAGAAUUUCUCGGGGCCUAACCCUUUCUCAGGAGUAAACAGUGGAGGUGCUUGGGUGAAUGGGAUGGCUCAGAUGACCAAUCCUGGACCCACCCACACCCAGCAAGGUUUUGGGACUAUGGUGCAGCCGAACCCAUUUGGAACCCCAGACCCAAAUUUCAACCAGUUUGGGGGCGGGGCAGCUCUGAACGGGGCGGGGAGCGGGUGCAGGGGCUGGUGGAGGCUGGGCAAACUUCUCCCACCCACAGCAGCCUUCAAAAAUGGCCUGGACUGCUGCCAAUGGAACUCAAAAUCCCUUCAUGGCUGCUGCCCCUCAGAUGCCUUCCAGUGGGUCAUCUUACAAUCCCUUUCUCUGAGUGGUCAUCUUCUAGGGACAGCCUCCUCCUCCUCCUCCUCCUCCUCCUCCUCCUCCUCCUCCUCCUCCUCCUCCUCCUCCUCCUCCUCCUCCUCCUUGUCUUCAUUGCUCAGUAUCCCUUUGCUCUCAUUUCUCUCUCUCUCUAUCUCUCUCGCUCUCUUGUAAUUCACACAAAAGACAAGCAUUUUAUUUCUUUCUGGUCUGUCUGCCUACCUGCCUGUCUGUCCAUCUGUCCGUCUGUCUGUCUGUCUGUCCGAAAGUUCCAUUGUACCUUAGAGCUAAUAAUAAUGUUAAUCUGAUUCACUAAUAGGAGAUAAGUAUGCUGAGUGAGUGGUACCAGCAGACGUCAAUCACGUAACACCAAUACAAACAGGAAUUGAAAGGCGGCUAAAUCCUCUUCUGUUCUACACAUGAGAUUGACACUUGCUCACUCACACACAUUCGAGGUUUGGGAAGGCAUGGGAAGAUGUGCGUUUAUGUGUGUGUGUGUGUGUGUGUGUGUGUGUGUGUGUGUGUGUGUGUGUGUGUGUGUAGCAGGGAGUUGUCACAUACAAGUCUCUUGUGUGUGUGCAUGUGUGUGUGUUUGGCAGGGGUGCUAUGUGGUGGUACUGCUGGUGUACAUAGGUUUAGGUGUAUGUGAGUGAAGGAUACACACACACACACACACACACACACACACACACACACACACACACACACACACACACACACACACACACACACACAGACAGGGACAUGUCAGCCUUGCAACUAGUGCUUUAGAAAGUUUGUGCAUAUCUACACACACACACAUGCACGCACACACACAGACACACACAUGACAAUAAAAAGUCAAGAUAUGAUAAUCAAAAUAUACGUACAGGUCCUGUAAUAUGUGUUUGUGUGUGUAUGUGUGUGUAUGUGUGUGUACAAGCAAGUGCACAUGGAAGGAGGAGAGCAUACAGUGGUGCUUAACUUGUGUGAACGCGUACAUGUAAGGCUCUCUUUAGUGUGUGUGUGCGUGUGUGUUUGUUGUUUCUCUAAUGGUGUACAUGGGCUGGGAAGAAAAUAAUUUACGUAAUCUCGAUUUAUUUAAUCAUUUUUUUUUUAGUAUUUUUGCAAGAAUACAGAAGAAUACAAAUGAAAGACUCUAAUUUCACAGUAUUUAUUUAUCUAUUUUUAUUUUUCUUCUCUCUCUUAAGAAUACAAAAGCCUUUCUGAUCUGGCCACUCGUUACCAUCACCAUAUUCCAGUCAUUGCCGUCAUUAUUACCAUUACCAUUAUUUCCUUACUGCGAUCAUUUGCCGGUCAUUGGCGUACGUGAAAGCAGAACACGUUAACAUUUAUUCCGAGUGACUAAGAGAGACACCACUGUUGAGUCUGAGAGCUGUAGUGCGUGUAGAAAUCGUGUAUUUUUAUUUGCAUACGUAAUUUGAGGCUACAGAUUUAUGAGGGGAAGAAAAGGGUACAAGAGUUAAUAAUGAAUAGGGAAACUCAUAUACCUGUAUGCUAAUGUAGUGUACCUGUGUGCUGUACAUGUGGGAAAGAACAUGUAUUUUUAUUUGCGUACGUAACUGGACUACAGAUUUAUGUGGGAAAAAAAGGGUACAAGACUUAAGAAUGAACAGGGAAACUUGUAUACUUGUAUGCUAACGUAGUGUACUUGUGUGCUGUGCUUGUGGGAAAGAACACCUAUUUUUAUUUGCAUACAUAAUUUGAGGCUACAGAUUUACGUGGGAAAAAAGGGUACAGGUCUUAAUAAUGAAUAGGGAAACUCAUAGACUUGUAUGCUAACGUAGUGUACUUGUGUGCUGUUCUUGUGGAAAAGAACACGUAUUUUCAUUUGCAGACAUGAUCCACAAAUUUACGUGAAAAAAAAAAAAAUGGCACAAGACUUAAUAAUGAAAAGGAAAACAACCCUUUCACAGCAACAGGCAGCAGGUGACAGCACUAGAGGCACCGUAUAAAACAUUAACAAAAGGCCUGUAUGCAAGGGAAAGCUGUCAAAGGAAUAGAUUUUCCAACAUAUUGCCCGUAAAAUAUUUAGAAGUAGCUGUAGAUGAAAGAAAUGUCCCCUUGUGGUUUGUCUUGAAGUAACCAUGUGUCAGAUGCUAGUGAAAUGGUUCUGUAUCUUUUUUUUUUUCCUGUAUGUAAUUUUUUUAACCACAAAUUAGGGAAAGUUUGGAAAAAAAAAGUGCAUGAGUUAGGGUUAUGUAGAAGAGAAGUCGUUUCUUUAUGCAUGUGACUUGAGUACAGCAAAAUUUAGAAGAGGAUAGAUGAAUAAGGAAGUGAAUAACAUUAUGUAGAAUAGACCUCAUGUUUCUGGAGAUUUUUUACUGUAGCAAAUUCAGAAAACUUUAAAACAAGGAUGGAUGAACAAGGAGUAAAUGACACAUAGAAGAGAGAUUUGUAAAAGUGCAACAAAUUUACGAAAGGAGAAAAGGAGAAACGAAUUAGGAGCGAAUAACACGUAGUAGAAAACUCAGGUAAAUUUUACGUACGAGAUUCUUAAAAGAGUAACGAACUGAAGAGGGUUGAAGAGGAGAAAAUAAAUAGGAAAACAUGAUGCCAUUUCUUUGAGAGUAACAUUUUUGAAGAUGAUGAAUGUGAGAGGGAAAAAAGGAGAGAUAAAACAGGAUAUGCAACUCCACUUUGUGUUGAUUAAUUAUUUUGUGAUAUACGAAAUCAGGUGCUUCAGUGUUCAGUGUCCCCACUGCAUUGUUAUCUUAGCCAGCCUGCACUAACACUUAUCAUUAUUAUUAUUGUUAUUAUUAUCAGUUAUUUAUCUUUAAUUAUUUCUAUAUAUGUAUUUGUCAUUAUUUACCAUUUCUCUUCAUACUUUCUCUCCUAGCCAAACUUUAAAGUCAUAUAUUUAUUUUGGUUAUUAUUAUUGAUUAUAUUUCUUCCCUCACUUCAUCUCAUUCCCUGCACCGCUCCCUCCCUCCCUCCCUGCAUCUGUCUGCCUGCACCAGGCCAGCAUUUCCCAUGAAGGAGGGUGGCCCAGACAAGGCACCCACAUGCAUAUAUUAUCACUCAAUUCGCAUUCUUGAGUCAGUUUAUUAUCAUUGUUUCUCUUCACAGUUUCUCUCAGUAUACGAUGAUGUACGUCUCAGUUAUAAGGGGGUUACAAAAGAUACAAGCAGUAGCACCCUGACAUCCUUCCUAGACUUUAACUUCACUAAGUCACAUUUUUAGAGUAGAUUAUUUAUUCAUUUUAUUUAUUAUUGUUUACUCCACAAGUUCCAUGUCAUUAGUAUUGUUAUGGAUUACACUUCCUCACUCCUGCUUUCCUGCCUGAGAAAGAGAGAGAGAGAGAACUCAAGGUGCUCUUCUGCUAUCCAUACAUCCUCCCAACACACCACCACCUCCAAGUCACAGUAGUUAGAGCCUCAAGAGACUACAUAAUUUCCCCAGUGUCAUUUUCAGUCAAAACGAAAGGAUUGGUCAUGUUUUUUCUACCCCCCCUCCCUUCCCCAACACACCACCACAGUAGCUGCAAUAGAUCACAUGUUUCUCCUUGAUGUCACCCUCUGUCAAAAGGCAAUUUGUCAUAUUACUCAUCCCUGCCGCCUCCUGACACACCACCUCUAUAGCACAGUAAUGAAGUAUUUGUCCACAGUGUCAUCCUUUAUCAGAAGGUGGCAUGUUUAUAGUUUCUCUGAGGCUGAUAGAUUUUAAACACCAACACCUACAUCCACACACAUCUGCAAAGCUCUACACAUCCAUAGCAUCUUUCCUCCACCCCAGACCAUCCUAGCAAGCUCCAGUACAUACCCUGAACCAACACCAAUACCUAUUCACAUCUGCAGAGCUCCACAGACACAGAACCUCAUCCCUUCACCCGACACACAUCUGCAAAGCUCCAGACACAAACAGAACCUCAUUCCUGUGUCACAGAGCACUAAAACCCAAUUUGCAGGGCCUCAGAUGCCCCAGAACCAGAUUUCCUUGCCCCUGAUUAAACCUGCAGCCCUCUCAGUGAUCCUGAAUAUCAUGUCCAGAGCCCAAACAUACAGACUUGAAUGCCAUCUAACACCACAUCUUUAUCUUGAUGUUUUGUUGCCCCCCCUCCAUCCCACCCUUGCUCCCAAAGACAGCAAGCAAACAAGUGCCUUUAUUUUAGUAGAUAAUGCUGCUGCUACUACCACUUCUAUGACUUCUACUGUUAUUUUUAUCGUUGAGUUACCGUCUGAAUGCGUGAUUAGAUGAUUGUGUUUGCAAGUUUCCGAUGCACCUUUCCGGCCAUGCACGCACCCUCCCAGCACACGUCUGCCUCCCUUGCCGUGAGUUUGGUGGCUUAUUCCUCCUUGAUUCCGUCGUACUAAACCUCGCUCGCAAGCCUCUCUCGGGGAUGCCUCUCGUUGCCGUCUCCACCACCAGCACCACCAUCGCCCUGCCGCCCUAAACGACACUUGGUACUUUAGGGUUCGAGGGGGAAUUUCCAAGUACAGUGUUAGCUUUAUUUUUUUGUUUUGCACGUUUGAAACACAGAGACAUUGACAAGUAAUGAUGUUAGUGAGUUUUUGAGGUUUAUUUAUGUGUUCAUUCUCUUGUUGUUUUCUUUAGUUUAGUGUCUGAAUGGCACAGACCUGAGGCAUUACUCACACACAUGUACACACACACACACACACACACACACACACACACACACACACACACACACACACACACACACACACACACACACACAUACACACACACAGAUAGAUGCUGGUUAUUUCAGUCAUACAUAACUUUUGCUUGUCUGUCUGUCUGUCUGUCUGUCUGUCUGUCUGUUUGCAUUCCUCUUAGUCACCACUUGUUAUGCUAUUGGCACUUUUUUGUGAUAAAUACGUUGUGUGCGUGUGUCUAUAUGUGUGGGUGUAGAUGUGUGUGUGUGUGUGUGUGUAGUGGUGGAUAGGUUUCCCGCACCAGUGUAUGAAUGUAUGUGUGUAUGAGUGUUGUGUACAUAUUAUAUAUAUAUUAUAUACCAUAGCGUAUGUGCGUGUCUGUUCGUGUGUGUGUGUACCUUUGUUGAUAUUUUUGAUAACUCUCGCUAGUGCCGUUAGAUAGACUGACAUAUACAAAUACUAUACAAUAUAUAUAUUUUUAUUUUCUUUGACCAUUUCUGCUUUGAUAAUAAUAAUAACAACAGUUAACUAUGUAGGUUUUCUCUAUGCUACUAUGAGUGUGUCUGUGUGUACGUGUGUGUGUGUGUGUGUGUUAGUAUGUAUGUGUGUUGCUCUAUCUUUCUCUCUAUUUCUCUUGCUAUUCUUGCUGUCCCAUAAGUACCUCAGUAAGCCUUGAUAAAGAGAAGGGGAGGAGGAGGAAGAGGAACAAGAAGAAGAAGAAGAAGAGGACAAAGAAACAGCUUAAGAAGAAGAGGAAGAGGAGGAGGAGGAGGAGGAAUCAGGCAGUAAAAUAAGGAUAAAGAAGAGGGCAGUUAUAACGAACAAAACCAAAAAUAGAGAACAAAAAGCACUGAUCUAUUGUCACACACUCUCUCUCUCUCUCUCUCUCUCUCUCUCUCUCUCUCUCUCUCUCUCUCUCUCUCUCUCUCUCUCUCUCUCUCUCUCUCUCUCUCUCUCUCUCUCUCUCUCUCUCUCUCUCUCUCUCUCUCUCUCUCUCUCUCUCUCUCUCUCUCUCUCUCUCUCAAGUCCAUCACAAGUCUGCCAGUCAGGAGAGAGCCUUUUAUUUAGUUACUCAAGUUUGAAGUUCGUAACAUUUGUGUCUCAUUAAUUUUCUCCUCCUCCGCUGUCUUACAAUUUUCAAAGCAGCCAAUGUUCCUGAGUUGAGAUAGAGUACUGUUAUAUAUUUCCCUUUUAUUUUUUUGAGGGCGGGUGUGUAUGUAUAUCUAUUAUGUAAGGGAGAGGGAAUAGCUCUGAGGGGGUUGGGUUUAGUAGCAGGAGGAGGAGGGGGGGUUAGGAAAGAUUUGUGAGCUGUAUAGAAGGUGAUAUAUAUAUAUAUUUUUUUUCCUUGCUGUGUUCAGUACGUAUUAGAAUGACUUGUUUUUUAUUAUCAUUGUCAUUAUUUUUCCUGUUUGUCAUCUUCAUAUAUUGUGUAUUAGCCUUUUGUUUAUGUUAGGUAUUUUAUUGUAGUAUCAUUGAGAUUAUUAUUGUUAUUAUUAUUAUUAUUAUUAUUAUUAUUAUUAUUAUUAUUAUUAUUAUUAUUAUGUGUGCUCAUGUUUAACAAAGUAUGGUCUUUCCUGGGUUGUUAAUUUUUUUUAAUAUUAGGUGUUUUGUUCUUAGUCAUGUUUUCACUAAAUCACUCACUCACACACACACACACACACACACACACACACACACACACACACACACACACACACACACACACACACACACACACACACACACACACACACACAUUACAGAGAGACAAAAAAUAAAUAAAAAAUGGAUAGUCAAAUUCAUUAAGUCCAAGAGUGAGAAAAGGGCAAUAAAAAGUGAAAGGAGUAGAAAGAGAAGGAGAAACAGAAUUAUGCAACUGAAGAAAAUAGGUAAUGGAGAAUAGAAUAAAGAGGAGGAGGUGUACAACUAAAAAUAUCAAAGUAGGAGACAUAUUUAGCUAUUUUAUUACCAUUGUCGAGGGUUGUGCUCUCUGUUCAGAAGUGUUGGGGGUGAUAUUACACACACACACACACACACACACACACACACACACACACACACACACACACCAAAGGGGUAGGGAUGAAGUUGUACAUAGAUUUCUUUAGCUUAAAUUUAAAUACUCCACUACUAUAGCCAGAGCUUCCCUACACACACACACACACACACACACACACAUAGGUAGACUCAGCACAGAUACACAUGCACACUCAGAAAUACAGAUACAUACAAGCCCUUUUACACACACACACACAUGCACACACACACACACAAAACACCAUCCUGGGUUUCAGCUCCUCCUCUGGCAAACACUAGUUAAGUUAUAUCGCCUCAUGACUUAUUCAUUGUGCAGUCAUCUAUCUCAUCCUCCCCGGUCGCCUGUCACCCAUCACAGCCGACUCAAGGUGUGCAUCAUUGUCCCCCUUACCCACCACACCAGCGGGAAGGAACCAUCAGCCUAAACAAUCAAUAGCAACAUUAAAACAUUUAUUUCACA
This is a messenger RNA of Scylla paramamosain (green mud crab), 10451 nucleotides long. RefSeq lists its product as uncharacterized. The transcript is spliced from 6 exons. Lineage: Eukaryota; Metazoa; Arthropoda; Malacostraca; Decapoda; Portunidae. The record is from RefSeq and is a predicted model, not a curated record. The coding region runs from base 1638 to 3551 and encodes 637 amino acids.